CCAACCUGAAAGGGUUCUGCCCUUCUUUGGAAUCUCAGAAAACCCAUACUCUAUAAAAGCCUCUCUCCCUCUCCCUGGAAUCUCACUCUGAACCCUCUUCGUCUUCUUCGCCCUCUCUCCCUCUCUCCGCCAAAUCCCUCUGUUUCCGUGAUCAUCUCUCUCUCGAGGAUCCAUGGCUUCCGUCGCUCGUGCAUCGACUUCCAUGCAGGCCCGCCCUUUCCAAAUGGCAAUGGCCAUGAAGCCGGUUACAGGUUUUAGCCAGGGAAGGAGCAGUCUCUCUUUCAGGUUUCGGCCGUCACCUGCCCGGUUGACGUUCUCUUGUCCUCAGGCAAAGCCUGAGACAGUGGAGAAGGUAUGCGAAAUCGUCAGGAAGCAGCUCUCGCUGGAUGAUUCGGAACAAGUCACGGCCGGAACCAAGUUUUCCGAGCUCGGGGCCGAUUCCCUUGACACGGUGGAGAUCGUGAUGGGUCUGGAGGAAGAGUUUGGGAUAAACAUGGCCGAGGAGAAAGCUCAGGCGAUCGCCACCAUCGGACAAGCUGCGGAUGCCAUCGAGGACCUCGUCAAUGACAAGGCUAACUAAAGAUGCCGAACAGGGAUUUGUUCUUAUAGGUUUGGUUAAGCUAUGGAGAUACCUCUCUCUCUAAAGGAGGGUUGUUGCUGAAACAUAAAUGCUAUGAUUAGUGGGUAAACUUUUGAAUUUUGAUUAAUUGUGUUAUUAGAUUUCGAUAUCUUUUUGGGAUUUCAAUUAUUACAUUGGUGACGUUGUAAAUUCUGCGAUUAUUAUGUGAUUUAACGAAUCAAUCGGCGAGGUGGAAAU
Messenger RNA from Tarenaya hassleriana, 817 nucleotides. RefSeq names its product acyl carrier protein 2, chloroplastic-like. The coding region runs from base 173 to 580 and encodes 135 amino acids. The record is from RefSeq and is a predicted model, not a curated record. Gene Ontology annotation, biological process: fatty acid biosynthetic process. Gene Ontology annotation, molecular function: phosphopantetheine binding; acyl carrier activity. The transcript is spliced from 4 exons. Lineage: Eukaryota; Viridiplantae; Streptophyta; Magnoliopsida; Brassicales; Cleomaceae.